AUGUCUGACCAGUACGGUGGCCAUCAGUACAAUCAGUAUGGGGCACCGCCACAUGGCAAUAACCAGUAUGGUGGAUAUGGAGGUCAGCCAGGGAACUAUCCUGCACAAAACCAAUAUGGGCAGCCUCCGCAGCAGGGCUACUAUCAAUCUACACCCGCUUACGAUCAGCAACCUCAUACCCAGCAUUCCUCGUAUGGCCAGCAGCAGAACUAUCCCCCACCCUACAGCGCCGGCCCCCAACAAGGCGGAUAUCCUGGCGACUAUGGCCACGGGCAAGGCUCAUACAUGAACCCACCACAAGAUGGUGGCCACUCUCCCUACCCCCAGCAGCAAUAUCAACAGGGUGCGAGUGCUUCGUAUUACGGCGCUAGCUCGCAGUCGGGAUACGCUUCUCACCCAGGACAGGCCCCCGGCCUGGCGGGACAGGAAGGUGAGAGAGGGCUUGGUUCGACAAUUCUUGGCGCUACCGGGGGUGGUUUCGUUGGCCAUAAACUUGGGGGCGGGGUACUGGGUACGGCAGGGGGUGCAUUGGUUGGAGCUGUAGGCGCAAAUCUAGCCAACAAAGCCCACAAGAAGCACAAGAAAGAGAAAAAGCACAAGAAGGAUAAGAAACAUCACAAGCGCAAGUCCAGUUCCAGUUCAUCGAGCUCGAGCUCGAGUUCAAGCUCCAGUGAUUAG
Molecule: messenger RNA, 678 nt
Organism: Aspergillus oryzae RIB40
Lineage: Eukaryota; Fungi; Ascomycota; Eurotiomycetes; Eurotiales; Aspergillaceae
Product: putative glutamine-serine rich protein MS8
Exons: 3
Coding region: 1-678 (225 amino acids)
Source: RefSeq, a predicted model, not a curated record